Messenger RNA from Zerene cesonia (dogface butterfly), 2070 nucleotides. RefSeq lists its product as uncharacterized. The record is from RefSeq and is a predicted model, not a curated record. NCBI's taxonomy places the organism in Eukaryota, Metazoa, Arthropoda, Insecta, Lepidoptera, Pieridae. The transcript has 3 exons. Bases 220 to 1017 code for a protein of 265 amino acids.
CAUCUUUAUUCUGCAUUUAAUUUAAACAUAAUUGAAUAAGUGUAACGUUGCACUUGAGCUGUGACAGCCGGGGCGCGCGGCAAUGACUAAUUAGCUCAUCGAAAUCCGAUUUCGCCUUGUAACUAGGCGAAUUAUUUACUAAAACAAUAACGUACUCGCGUGCCGCUUUCGUAGUAUGCGGGCCGAUCAGUGCGUCCGCGCGCGCCGCUCGUGCGCGACAUGAAUUUGUACCAACGCGAAACACAAUACGAGACCGUCAACCGACACGCCGCAGACCAGCGCCACACCGUCUCCGCGGAAAGGAAAUUCCCCCCGCUCUCCCCGCGACGCGCGAAAAUCCUGGAGCUGUUAAAACCAGACGACCCUGGUCGGGACGAGCUCGAGGCGAUCGUCCGGGCGACGCCUAGGAGAGGCCUGAUCAAGCCUUACGAUGAGGACACUUGGCGGUUCCUCCAGAGGACUUUGCAGCCGACUGCCCAGUCCACGCCGGUCGCAGAAAAAGAGCAGACCAGUCCAAAGAAACAGCCGCGCCAGCCUGACCCAAAGCGAGAGCGGUCUUUAGCUGACGAGUUGCGGGAAGCUGAGGAAGACGAACGAAGCGGCAGUCACAUACGCAGGGAGUUGUUACGGGAGUUUCGGAAGCGAGGGGGCGGCAUAAGGGAAGCGUUAGAGCGGGAGCGCUUGGGCAAAUUGGCGUUGGCGGUGGAAGACGAUGAGGAGGACUUCGAAGACGAGAACGGGCUGACGAUCGCAGCGCGACGGCUUGAUGCCUUGCUGGCUGAGUCGAGGAACCUGCACGAGGAACUGGCAGAGAUCCACGAAGACAUCCAGGCGGAGUCGGCCCGCGCGUGCCGGUGCGCAGCGGUGGCGCGCGCGCUGACCGCGCAGUCGCAGGCGGUGCGCUACCUGGACGACGUGGUGGCGCUGCUGCGCGGCAACGUGGCGGCCGCGUGGCGCGUGCGCUCCUGGCCCUUCGCGCUCGGCUGCAGGCAGCCAGACAGGAACUAUAUUAUAUGAAGUUGAACGAUAAGAAGGGUGAAAGGUUCCAUCGUCGUCUUCUGAGGUGACACCAAGUAUCGUUCAACCCGUGGACCGCAUGCAAUGUAGAUAUAGUUUCGAUUUACUAUACGUUGGUAAUCCUUUAUGGUUUUUUGUCAAACAGAACGCAAACUUAGCGUAGUACAACACAAUUCUUCGUCAUAGCGUGGCGUAAGGCUAGCGCUAAGCAUGCAUUCUGUCUGGCAGAGCCAUUAUGUAUGUGGUGUGACGUCACCUCGCCCUCACGACGACCCUAUGGAUUUUGAGUGCAUAAAAUUACAUAAACUGCCCGCGAUUGUAUCCUCAUAACAGCAAUUCUUUAGCUAUAGAAUUAAUUAUGUUUAUAACUUGAAUAUAUAAUAAUGAAUGUUAAGAAUAUUGUGUCAAAAAAAUCCUAGUGAGAGACGAAAUAAUUUUUGGUCAUUUUAUUAAGUAUUUUAAUGAAUUGCAGACUGUGAACUAGAUCCAGUCAUAUUGCUGUUAAUCAAUUUACAAAGAACGUAAUUAUCUCAAUCGACAUCCCAGAAAUUUUUGUUUUUACGCGAUAAGGCCGUGUGUUUUUAACCGAUUGAUUUGGUACUUGGUCAAAUUUUAGAAUUUGGAGUGAUAUCUCACCUCCAUCGACUUCGAUUACCUUUCUUGUAGAAGAGAAUUAUUUUAUUAGAGCAAGCAAAGAAGUACGUAGGCCUGAUGAUGAGCCACCGCCCCUAAACACUUAUAACACAGGUGGUGAUACAGGGGCUUUGCCGCCGUUUAAGUAACAAAAUUGUAGUGUAUCUUUACUCAAAUUACGUGCCUUUACUGGAUAUUAAUACAAGAUAUUAUUACAAAAAGAAUACACGGAAAAUAAGACUCCAUUAAAUAUUUCAAUGUAAGUGAUUUUUAAUGAUAUAAGAUGUAAUAGAUGUAGGUAUAAAAGUGUAUAAGUUUAUCGAUUAAGGUAUUUAGUAAUUUUUCUGAGACUGAUAAUCUAUGGUUAGUGAUAUUUUCCUACUGCAGAUGUAUUUAGUUUUUAUGAUCUCUAUAGACUAC